AUGCGUAGCUACGGUUUAGCUACGCAUUUUUACAAGCUGGCCGCGUUGCAAAGCGAAUACUCUCGAGUGCGCUGCGGUUUCUCAUUUUGCUUUUCAUUGUUGUUUUUUCAAGGCCUAAAUUUCCCUAAAAUUCAAGUUACAUCAACUAAAACCGGUUUUAAGAAGGUAAGUUACAUUGACAGACUAAUUUCCACCAUAUAUGAUGAAUAAACUUGCAGAGAAACCGUUCGAAAGGCUCGAAAAAUCGAUUUUUUGACAAAAAAAAUGGAUUUUUAUCGAAAGAAUGUGAUUAUGCUGUCAGAAAGCGAAUUUCGGAAACAAAAAGUGAGUUGUUUUUAAUUAUCCUGAUAAGCAGAAUCUAGAAAAUGAAGAUUGUUGGAAUUUCUGUCUAAACUUGUGUAAUGAAGGAUAUUUUGUUGAAUUCCUGAUUCUUGAAGAAUAGUUGCAUUUCUCAGUCUAUCUUUAGUUCAAUAAAUCAGUUUUUCAGCUCGUACCCCAUUCAAUCUUCCAUCAGACAAGGAAAAUCACAUUGCCAGCCUCAAAAUAUUCUUCAGCAUCGCCAUUUACAUCAAAACCCGGAUAAAACUGAUAUAA
Molecule: messenger RNA, 594 nt
Organism: Caenorhabditis angaria
Lineage: Eukaryota; Metazoa; Nematoda; Chromadorea; Rhabditida; Rhabditidae
Source: the annotation of a GenBank genome assembly